Molecule: messenger RNA, 1123 nt
Organism: Vigna umbellata (rice bean)
Lineage: Eukaryota; Viridiplantae; Streptophyta; Magnoliopsida; Fabales; Fabaceae
Product: Cytokine-induced anti-apoptosis inhibitor 1, Fe-S biogenesi
Biological process (GO): iron-sulfur cluster assembly
Cellular component (GO): cytoplasm
Molecular function (GO): iron-sulfur cluster binding
Source: RefSeq, a predicted model, not a curated record
ACGAUUUUCCUUCCUUCCUUCUCCCUAUUAAUACCCGCAAUUCUCUUUCUCCUAACAUCUGUUUAAGAAAUUUGUUUUCGCAGUCGUCGAAACUCUGCCUUUUUCUUGAAGCUUCCAUUGUCUCCGGUUGCUUUUGCUUUUGCUUUUGCUUUUGCUUCGCAUAGGAAAUGGAUGGUGCAAAGAAAGGUCGUGCUGUCCUGGUUUUCACAGAUGGAGCAGUUCUUUCCGUCAGUCAAGUGUUUGAGACAAUUACAGAACUUGGCAAUGAAGGGGUUCAGGGAUCUGAUCCUCUGGUUCUUACAUCUGCCUCGCUUUUAAGCAAUUUGCCAUUGGAUUCUUCCUGUGUUGAUUCUGCUAUUUUAAACUGGUUGUCAAGUGAUUGUCCUGGGGACCAACUGAUUCAAGAAAUUCUUAGAGUGUUAAAAGUGGGUGGUAUAAUUCUCAUUCGCAAGUCAUCUCAGUCUACUGUGGGCUCAUUUGAUAAGAUAAUAUCUGAUCUUCAGAGCAAGUUAUUGCUGGCAGGGUUUUCAGAAACACAAGUUUUACAAUCAACUGGGAUCAAAGCAAAAAAGCCCUCAUGGAAAGUUGGUUCAUCAUUUUCCUUAAAGAAGGUGAUAAAGAGUUCACCUAAAAUGCAAAUUGAUGUUGAUUCGGAUCUUAUAGAUGAAGAUAGUCUUUUGACUGAAGAAGAUUUGAAGAAACCCCAGCUACUGCCAGGUGAUUGUGAAAUUGGCAGUACUAGAAAAGCUUGCAAAAAUUGCACCUGUGGGAGGGCUGAAGAAGAGGAAAAAGUUUUGAAGUUAGGAUUGACAGCAGAACAGAUUAAUAAUCCUCAAUCAGCUUGUGGCAGCUGUGGGCUCGGAGAUGCAUUCAGAUGCAGUACCUGUCCUUAUAAGGGAUUGCCUCCCUUUAAAUUGGGCGAGAAGGUAGCACUGUCUGGUAACUUCCUUGCUGCAGACAUAUAAAUGGAUAAGAUUGCAGUACGUUUUGUCAUGGAAAUCUUAUUAUUAUAGGAUUAUUUAUGUUGUAUUUGUCAAACACGAGUUGUGUUAAUACUACUAGCCGAACCAUUCAUCCGAGGAAUUAUAGAACUGUAAUGUUAUUUGUCUCUUUCUCUUAUCUA